UAGAUUGGCAAGUCCAUGUUUGACGAAGCUGGCGCUAAAAUCGUCAACGACUUAAUGACAAAGGCGGAGAAAAAUGACGUCAAAAUGCAUCUUCCGUGUGAUUUUAUCACCGCUGACAAAUUCGAGGAAUGUGCAGAGGUUGGUUGUGCUGAUGUUGCGUCGGGGAUUCCCGACGGAUGGAUGGGUUUGGAUAUAGGACCCAACAGCAUCGAAUCGUUUAAAGUACCCAUUGGUAGAGCACAAGUGAUAGUUUGGAAUGGACCACCCGGUGUAUUUGAGUGGGACGACUUCUCCAAAGGGACUAAAGCCGUCAUGGAUGGAGUCGUUGCAGCCACGCAACGUGGAGCUGUCACUAUUAUCGGUGGCGGAGACACAGCCACCUGUGCUAAAAAAUGGAAGACUAAAGAUAAAGUUUCACACGUUUCGACGGGAGGUGGCGCUAGUUUGGAACUUCUCGAGGGGAAAGUACUCCCAGGGGUAGCAGCCCUUUCUGAUGCUUGAAUUUUCCUCCUCCAGGUUUAAUUUGUUAUAAAUUCGUACCUUUAUUUAGCGAUUUAAUAAAUUCAUGUUUGGUUAGAUAUGAAAUACCAACAUAAAAACUCAAAAAAUACUACAAUGUCAGAUUUGGCGUCAUUUCAAACACCCGUAUAAGGUACCGCAAUAAAUCACACUAUUACACCCAGCAGUAGUAAAAAUGUUCCCAUUUUUUAACCGAAUCAU
This is a messenger RNA of Zophobas morio, 720 nucleotides long. Its product is annotated as phosphoglycerate kinase-like. The coding region runs from base 16 to 501 and encodes 161 amino acids. Gene Ontology annotation, molecular function: ADP binding; ATP binding; phosphoglycerate kinase activity. Gene Ontology annotation, cellular component: cytosol. Gene Ontology annotation, biological process: gluconeogenesis; glycolytic process. Lineage: Eukaryota; Metazoa; Arthropoda; Insecta; Coleoptera; Tenebrionidae. The record is from RefSeq and is a predicted model, not a curated record. The transcript is spliced from 4 exons.